Messenger RNA from Exophiala mesophila, 1799 nucleotides. RefSeq lists its product as uncharacterized. The record is from RefSeq and is a predicted model, not a curated record. The transcript has 3 exons. Gene Ontology annotation, molecular function: oxidoreductase activity. Gene Ontology annotation, cellular component: cytoplasm. Bases 296 to 1669 code for a protein of 457 amino acids. Lineage: Eukaryota; Fungi; Ascomycota; Eurotiomycetes; Chaetothyriales; Herpotrichiellaceae.
ACUACCUAAGCUCUGGUGAGUAGCCUCAAGUCCCACUUAUGGACCCAUCAGUCCAUGUUGCCAUCAAGAGCAUCCGCAUAUGCCGUGUACCAAAGUUCUUCUAUCAUGCACUUACCCGAUCCACAAAUACCCUGCAUUAGCCUAACCCUGGCAAAAUAUCCGUGAGUCUAAUCUUUACCACAUAAUCAUUGCGGCAGGUAUAAGCAGAUAGGCGUUGGAACCUAUUUGGACCGUUACCGAACUCACUCUUCACCUCACAAAUCGCUAGCUCUUGCCCAUUGUCUAUACUUCAUCCAUGAUGGAUCACCAGGCAACCAUUCCUCCAGGUCUACCGAGAGACCAUCCCAUACAAUCAUACUGGCAAGAUCCCCCAGACGCCAUAGCAGACCAUCGAACAAGUCUAGACCUACCCUCCCAAGCAUACAUUGUAAUUGUCGGAUCUGGAAUCAGCGGCGCCACCAUUGCUUAUAACCUUUUGUCCGCAGACCCUACGCUGAAUAUUGUUCUCCUUGAAGCUCGUCAGGCUGCCAGUGGUGCAAGUGGUCGAAAUGGCGGCCAUACAAAGACUGCGUCGUAUCGCUCAUUUACCGACAACGUCAAGUCAGUAGGCACUCAAGAUGCCACAAGGAUUGCGCACCUUGAAUACAACUGCAUGGUCGCUAUCCAUGAUUUCAUCAAGACCAACAAUCUCGACUGUGAUUCGAAGAGAUGCCAGACUGUCGAUGUCUUUUACGAUCCAGUGCAGUGGAAGGCGGCACAAGAGUCUGUGGCCCUGAUGGAUGAAUUGAUGGGAUCAUCCGCUCCAAAGCAUACCUUUCACACCCCUGCCGAGACAUCGUCCCAAUUCCUCGCCCAAACACCCCUUGGCUCUCUGGAGUACGAGUCUGGUAGCCUCAGCGCCUACAAACUGACCAUCUCGAUCCUCAAACUUGCAUUGUCCAUGAAUCUCAAUCUACAAACCAACACUCCUGUCAACUCCAUAGUCAAAUCACCUUCGACCGGCGAAUGGCAAACUACCACUCCGCGUGGCACCAUCAGCAGCAAGAAGCUGAUCCUGGCUACCAAUGGCUACACAGCACACCUUUAUCCACCACUUCAGGGUGUCAUCGUCCCUCUUCGGGGAGUGGUGACCGCUCAAAGGCCCGGUCAAAAUAUGCCACAGCAAGGCCUGCCCACUACGUUCUCAUUCAUCUAUUCUACUGGGUUUGAAUACAUGAUCACCCGGCCCGCAGGGACAACCCAUGAAGGUGACAUCAUCAUUGGGGGAGGAUUACCAUAUGCCGCCAACAAUGGAGUUUCCGAGUACGGCAACACGGACGACAGCGCUUACGACGAGGGCAGUGCUUCAUACCUCCUGGACACGACCCGACAAUUCUUUGGUUCUGAGAAUUGGGGAUCAGACCAUCCGGAAGGUCAUGCGCGCAAGAUUUGGAGUGGUGUCAUGGGCUUCUCGGCUGACGGAUACCCGUUUGUAGGCCCUGUUCCCGGCGAGCAAGGACUGUUCCUCGACGUCUCUUUCCAGGGCCAUGGCAUGGUGCUGUGCUUUUUAUGUGCCAGGGCCCUAGCAGACAUGGUCUUGGGCAAGGAUGACGGCUUGCACGAAUGGUUCCCAGAUGCCUACCGCGUUACAGAAGAGAGGUUACGAAAGAAAUUCACGGGCAGAGUCUGAAGAUGGGAUUCAAGAUACUUGGAUAACGUCAUCUAGUUGUAUUGUCAAGGUAUGGAUUCUUGUAUAUCGUAGCCAUCAUAUAGCGACGGGGUCAUGCCACACAGACACAGCACACAUGCAAGAACACACC